Paramecium tetraurelia is the source of this 1146-nucleotide messenger RNA. RefSeq lists its product as uncharacterized. The transcript has 2 exons. Gene Ontology annotation, molecular function: protein kinase activity; ATP binding. NCBI's taxonomy places the organism in Eukaryota, Ciliophora, Oligohymenophorea, Peniculida, Parameciidae. Gene Ontology annotation, biological process: protein phosphorylation. The record is from RefSeq and is a predicted model, not a curated record.
AUGGGUUAAUAAAUAUCGAGGUUUUGCAAAUAUUUCAGAAGCAAGGAUUCCAAAGUCUAUCAACAAUAAAACUCAGGAUCACUCUCAUAACACAGAUCAAAGAUUUUAGUGCAAAAUAACUCCGAUGGCUAUGGCUCAGAAUCUGAAUAACCAAUACAUCAUGUUCGAUAAUCCAAGACAAUCAAAUGGAAAAAGGGGGAAUUGAUAGGUCAAGGCUCAUUCGGAAGAGUCUUCAAAUGUAUGGACAUCAAUUCCGGCAGAAUUUUAGCUGUAAAACAAAUUGCCUUAGGCUAUGUAGACAAAGAGAGUCUAGAGUCCUUUCGUUAAGAAAUUUAAAUACUUAGCUAACUUAAGCACAAGAAUAUCGUUGAAUAUUAUGGUUGUGAAGAAGAUGACAAGAAUUUAAGUAUUCUCCUUGAAUUCGUCGGAGGAGGUUCGAUUGCUCAAAUGAUGCGCAAAUUCAAAUCCAAACUCUCAGAAUCGAUCAUCCAGAAAUAUGUCACUGACAUUCUACACGGUUUAUUCUAUUUGCACCACAAAGGAAUCAUUCACAGAGACAUCAAAGGAGCCAAUAUAAUUGUGGAUACUAAAGGAGUAUGCAAAUUGGCAGAUUUCGGUUGCAGUAUCAUAGGCCAAAGUGCAUAUUCUCUCAAGGGAACUCCAAAUUGGAUGGCUCCUGAAGUAAUCAAUUAAUAAGAGACUGGAAGAUACUCAGACAUUUGGAGUCUAGGGUGUACUAUCAUUGAAAUGCUAACAAGUGAACCUCCUUGGGGAAAAUUCUAAUCCCCCAUGCAGGCAUUAUUAACUAUUUCAUCGAAACAAUGUUCACCUCCUAUUCCAAAUAAUAUAUCUGAUCAACUUAAGGAUUUUUUAAAUAAAUGUCUAUAGUUUGAUCAUAAAAAGCGUUGGUAAGCAAGAAAAUUACUGAAACAUCCCUUCAUUAUUAAUUUCAAUAAGAAGCCUUCCAAAGGAGAAUCAAAUCCAUCACAAUUCAAAGUCUUCGAAGAAAAGAGUGACAUAAAUUUGUUUGUUGCUCCCCAUAUUGAUGAUCCACGAAAAGAUCUAGAAUAUUUAGAUAAAGAAUAGAAUCCUAUGAUAUUCUCUGUUUAAUCUUCUGGAUUUCACGAUGAAAACCACAAUUUUUGA